AGCAGCAGCAGCAGAAGAAGAAGAGGAGUCUGGCGUAUUUCCGGUGAAAUCUCGGGUAGCUUCCUAAUGUUUGCAUGCUACACCGUUGUGCUGUUUUAUUGUUUUUAUAUGAAAAAAAAAUCUUGUUUUUAUUGGACGUUCGAAGUUUUUUUGCGUUUUGCCAUGAGCUCUAAAAGUGUGAAAGUAAUUAAACUUCAAAGACGAGAGGACAGUGGUUGCUGCCAUCACUGCUGUGUCCCAAUGUGUACUGCUUCUGCCAGGUUCAACUCUGUUAUGAGUUUCCACGUGUUUCCCAAAGACAAAGAACUGCAGAAGAGGUGGCUAGCUAAUAUUCGGCGAAACAACCUUACUAUCAACAAGCAAACAAGAGUCUGCAGCCGACACUUUAAGAGUACAGACUUAAUAGAGUCACCGACUUCAGCCAGGCAACUGAAAAAUGGCGCCGUCCCGGUGCUUUUUCAGUGGAACAACUUCACCCCUCCUGUCUCACAGGCCGACGGAGACCAAAAUGAUGACCCCCCAAUGGAUGUAGAACACAACGAUCAUAACUACUGCUCCACCGCUGAACCUACGGCACUCACUGAUCGUCUCUGUGCGCAGAUAGAAAGGUUACGGGGACAAAUAGAAAAAAGGGUUGUCGGCAACAAGUUCGGAUUGGAGCGAUUUUCAGCUUCCGAUGAUGACAUAAGGUUUUACACAAGGUUUGCAACUUAUGCUCACCUGAUGGCCUUUUGGAGGCAGAUCGAGCCGGCAGCAAACAAAAUUGUGUGGUUGACAAGGGCAGCGAAGACUGCUGUCCCGCACCCUGGCAGUGCAACGUCUAUGCAACCCAUCGAUGAGUUUUUUCUGUUCAUGACCUAUCUGUCGAUGGGUCUGAUGCAGAACGAUCUGGCCCACAGGUUUGGAAUCCACCCGUCAAGAGUGAGUUCCAUCAUAACAACAUGGGCUGACUUUCUUUACACUGUACUUGGAGCUGUGGGAAUUUGGAUGUCUGAGGAGGCAGUAAAGGCUCAGCUGCCAGAUGUUUUCAAAAACUGCUCAGAUACACAAGUGGUGUUGAACUGUAUUGAACUACGUUGCCUAACAUCAGACUCCCUCCUCCAUCAGAAUGGUGAUUUGUGUGUCUACAAAUCUUACAGCACCUUUAAAGGGUUGAUUGGAAUGGCGCCUCAUGGGGCAACGACCUUUGUGUCAGCUCUUUACACAGGUUCGAUGAGUGAUAAAGAGAUCCUGAAGCAGUCUGGCAUCUUGUCUCUUAUCAGUCCAACAACAGCCAUCAUGGUAGACAAGGGUUUCCUUUUUGAGGACUGUGUGCCCUGUAAGGUCUACACACAUGCCUUCCUGUCCAAUCCAGCACAGCUGCCUGUGCCAGAAGUCAGGGAGGCACCGUCUCUUGUAAGACUGAGAGUCCAUGUUGAGCAACUCAUUCAAAGGGUGAAGGACCACAAGAUCUUCAGUACAGUAAUCCCGAUGUCAUUCUCAGGUAGCAUCAAUCAGCUCUACACAGUUGCCUGCAUCUUGGUUAACUACCAAAAUGGGCCAUUAGUUAAGCACAACAUUUAAACGUCGUUAGUUAAUAUGGAGCUAAAUGUUACUUCACUUACUGCUGUGC
Molecule: messenger RNA, 1612 nt
Organism: Monopterus albus (swamp eel)
Lineage: Eukaryota; Metazoa; Chordata; Actinopteri; Synbranchiformes; Synbranchidae
Exons: 3
Coding region: 67-1563 (498 amino acids)
Source: RefSeq, a predicted model, not a curated record